AUGAGCGCAGAGGCCAUGGCGUGUGCUGCAACGUCCACAGCACAAAAAUGCGCUCCAAUGAAUCAGGAUUCAGAUGCUCGAGAGAAGCAGUUCUUCACCACUUGGUUGCGAUUGAUGGAGCGCUUGAGGGACGUGACAGAAAUUUCGCGGACUCUACAAAGGUUGCUAACGCAACAAGUCAAUGCAGUCACUAAGUUGCAGGAUAUUCAACACAAGGCUAAUCUCUUAAGCGCCACGGACAAGACUUUAGCUGGUUUGGUGACCCAGAUUAAUGAGUCUUUCUUUUGGGACAUUGUACCAGCGCUUAAGCGAGCAAGACAAGUAAAAAAUGCUCAGUUACAACGUGCACAGGAUUCGUUAGACCGGUAUUUGGAGCUUGGAGACGAGGAAAUGAUGUUUCCACAAAAUUUUGCUGAAAACAUGCUUGCUUUUCAAGCGCAUGGGAGCAAUGAAAGUCAAGGUUCAAAGAAGAUGAGAAAAGAUAAAUUUUUCGACACUGAAAAUGACACAGAUGAUGAUAUUCAGGGUGAUAAACUUCAUGAUAUGCUAGUUGCCAACAGACUUAAGUUGACAACACAGAGAGCUCACGAAGUUUCAAAUCUGUGUUUUGAUCAGCAACAAUCACAUUUAGCUCAGGGUAAUGCUAUGGCCCAUGCGUCUGAUACGGUUGUACCUCCAGCAUUGAAUGAUAAAGUCAAAUGUAGGACGAACAAUCAAAGUGGAAGACUGCUGCAAUCAAUUGAGACAGAUCUUACUGCACGUUCAGACUCAAGAUCUGCUGAUAAGACUCCUACUAAUCAAUCGGAAAGUUUGAGAGUAGACGUACAGGAGUAUGAUCGUAUACACAAACGAACUGCUGUCAGUUUAGUUGCUAAAGAAGUGCUGCGUGUUCGUACGUAUCGAAGGGUGAGAGAAUUUUUAAUUCGCUGGGAAGGAGUAGAAUCGCCAUUAUGGAUUGUAGGCCGCAAAGCUCCACCUCAAGCUAAGAAGCUAAUUGAGCUCUAUGCGUUAAAGUCACGCACACGAGGCGACGAAGUACCGAGCAAGAGAAAAGCAAGUCCGCGAAGAAAGAGGAAGACAAUCGACAAUGAUUUGAUGAUGGAUCAGAGUAAAGAGUCUGAAACUGCAGAUGAGAGUGCAGAGCAUCAACCGGCCGCUCUGUACAAUGUUGACCAUAUUGUUAAUCAUCGUGUAUUUAAUAAUAGCAAGCAAUACCUUGUGCGAUGGGAGAACUAUGAUGAGAGUGAAGAUACAUGGGAGGAUGCGUACGAGCUGCGAGUAGAUGUACCUGACAUAGUCGACGCAUACGAGGAACAAAUUUGUCGUCUUCAGUCUCGAAGUGAAGAGGUUCAGGUGGAUACCGUUGAUGCAAAUUGCAAUAUAGGAAGCAAAUUGGCAGGAAAGAAGCGAAGCAGUGAGAAAGAUGGAUUCAAUGCUUCGAAAAAAGGCAAGAAACAACUCCAAAACGGCACGGCUAAAUUUGAUGACAGCCAGGUUCACAAGAAGCAAUGCGGUCUUGUUAUUAAUAAAGAGGAUCGGGGCCACGAUUCAGAUAUGGACUACAGUAGUGACGCCCUGGAAGAUGCUGUUAGUGAUGACAGCUUGAUAAUUUUCUAA
Messenger RNA from Plasmopara halstedii, 1617 nucleotides. RefSeq names its product Heterochromatin-associated protein HP1 and related CHROMO domain proteins. The record is from RefSeq and is a predicted model, not a curated record. Lineage: Eukaryota; Oomycota; Peronosporomycetes; Peronosporales; Peronosporaceae. Bases 1 to 1617 code for a protein of 538 amino acids. The transcript has 2 exons. Gene Ontology annotation, biological process: negative regulation of transcription by RNA polymerase II; chromatin organization. Gene Ontology annotation, molecular function: chromatin binding. Gene Ontology annotation, cellular component: pericentric heterochromatin.